This is a messenger RNA of Trichosporon asahii var. asahii CBS 2479, 909 nucleotides long. RefSeq lists its product as uncharacterized. Bases 1 to 909 code for a protein of 302 amino acids. Gene Ontology annotation, molecular function: protein binding. Lineage: Eukaryota; Fungi; Basidiomycota; Tremellomycetes; Trichosporonales; Trichosporonaceae. The transcript has a single exon. The record is from RefSeq and is a predicted model, not a curated record.
AUGCCGUCUCUCGACUGCCGCUCCUUCCCUCACCUGUGGGAUCAGAUCCUCCUGGACCUCGACUACCCCGACAAGCUCCGUCUUCGCCUCGUGUGCCACUCUUUGAAGGACAUGGUCGACAAAAGUCUGUGUGACGACAUCGUAGCCUUUCGCACAUCUUUCAAGUUCUACGCCGCCCACGACGAAGACUGUUGGCCCCCGGAAGACGUCACCUUUCUUCCGUUCUUCUCACCUUUCUCUGAUCCAGACACCGAGGUGCAGAAGCAUGCCGUCUGUCGCGCUCAGUCUGUCGAAUUCAGUCUUCCCACUGCGCCCCGCGUGGCCCGCUUGCUGCAAGCAGAGAUGGAUGAUGAGACCCAAGUCUAUGUCUUUCAUGGGGACGAUGUGCAGCCAGCCGACAACGGCGGCCCGUUCAGCACUACCUUCCACCUUCCUCCGUGCUCGAUACUCUUCUUCGACAUCUGGAACCCAUGCGGCUGCGGGGAGCGAGUGAUCACUGGUCAAUGGUCCCACACUGCCAGUACCGUCCAUGUCAACUUCCUCUUCUGCUCACGCGCACCGGUGACGGGUGACUCGGAUUCGGAUGAGGCAAGCUCGAAUGAGGUGGAGCCUUCCAUCGAGUCAUGGCCGCCAGCCAAAUGCUGCGUCGUCCCUGGCAUCCUGACCCCGUCUGUCGAAGACAUCUCGGUGGUACUGGUCGGUCCUGAGGAGAUGGUGAGGGCCGCUCUGGGUCGAUGGCUCACGGUUCCUGAAGUGGCAAUGUUGGGCCUUAGCGCUGUAGUAAUAGAGGUGGACGUCCGGACCACCACGAUGGAUCCGUACAGUCUCCACCACUUCAUACAACGCAUCUUGGUCAACUCGGGCUUCAGGAGGGAACACCUGACAAUUAAAUUGUGUCGCUACAGGUAG